This is a messenger RNA of Heterobasidion irregulare TC 32-1, 804 nucleotides long. RefSeq lists its product as uncharacterized. NCBI's taxonomy places the organism in Eukaryota, Fungi, Basidiomycota, Agaricomycetes, Russulales, Bondarzewiaceae. Gene Ontology annotation, molecular function: 8-oxo-7,8-dihydroguanine DNA N-glycosylase activity; damaged DNA binding. Gene Ontology annotation, biological process: nucleotide-excision repair; base-excision repair; base-excision repair, AP site formation. The record is from RefSeq and is a predicted model, not a curated record. The annotation marks the transcript as partial. Gene Ontology annotation, cellular component: nucleus. The transcript is spliced from 5 exons.
CCCUCACAAGAGUCCGAGAGAGAGGCGGAGACGCUCCUAUGGCUGAAGGACUAUUUCCAGCUCGAUGUUGACCUACUGAAGCUAUACAACGAGUGGAGUGAACGUGACGCGGUGUUCAUGAGGUUCAGAAGAAGAUUCGAAGGGAUACGGAUGCUGCGGCAGGAUCCAUGGGAGAAUCUAGUAUCCUUUAUAUGCUCAUCAAAUAAUAACAUCACACGCAUCACAAAAAUGGUGAAGUCAUUGUGUGAAAAAUAUUCUCCGCCGCUGCUAUCUAUGCCACCUCCUUUAGCACUCGAAUCCUUCCAUCCAUUUCCACCACCUUCUCGCCUUGCUGCGACUGAUGUGUCUGCGACGCUCCGGUCUCUUGGUUUUGGCUACCGCGCGGAAUAUAUACAAAAGACAGCUAAGAUGCUUGUUAAUCAGCAUGAGGGAUCUUCAAACUCCUCUGACGCUCAAGAGGCGGCUGAGCUAUGGUUGAUCUCCUUGCGAAAGAUGCCAACGUCGCAAGUGAGGGCAGAGCUGCUCAAGUUCAUGGGCGUAGGCCGGAAGGUAGCCGACUGCGUUCUACUUAUGAGUAUGGACAAAAAAGAAGUGAUACCUGUCGAUACACACGUUCACCAAAUCGCCAUGAAGCAUUAUGACGUGCGGGGAGCAAAUAGCAGACGAGGAGCGUCUGCAACGAAGCAGGCCUUGUCAGCAAAACUUUACGAGGAAGUUAGCUUGAAGCUGAUGGGCGUCUGGGGAGAUUAUGCCGGAUGGGCGCACUCAGUGCUUUUCACAGCUGAUUUGAGGUCAUUCUCGUCC